Setaria italica (foxtail millet) is the source of this 1589-nucleotide messenger RNA. Its product is annotated as bifunctional aspartokinase/homoserine dehydrogenase 1. The transcript has 12 exons. Bases 142 to 1296 code for a protein of 384 amino acids. Lineage: Eukaryota; Viridiplantae; Streptophyta; Magnoliopsida; Poales; Poaceae. Gene Ontology annotation, biological process: aspartate family amino acid biosynthetic process. Gene Ontology annotation, molecular function: NADP binding; homoserine dehydrogenase activity; aspartate kinase activity. The record is from RefSeq and is a predicted model, not a curated record.
UACACCACACGAGCACACGGCGGCGGAGGAUUCCCGGCGGCUCUUGGCGGAUUCAGCGGCCAGUGGAGGUGCGCCGGCCGCGGCCCAUCCAGUUCCUAGCCCCUGCCCUUAAUUCCCUCCCGACGAAUCGAAGUUGUGGAAAUGCCGGCGCCGGUGAAGUCGGUGCUCCCCGUUGUGCUCCUCGGCUGCGGCGGCGUGGGCCGCUACCUCCUCCGCCACAUCGUGUCCUGCCGUCCCCUCCACGCCAACCAGGGCGUGGCCAUCCGGGUGGUUGGCGUCGCCGAUAGCUCCUCCCUGCUCGUCGCCGACGACGUCCACUCCAGCGGCCUCGAUGAUGCGCUCCUCACCCAGCUCUGCGCCGCCAAGGCCGCCGGCUCUCCCCUGUCUGCCCUGCUCGGCCAAGGGCACUGUCAGCUGUUCCAGAACCCUGAGGCUAGGAGCAAAGUCAUUGACGCCGCUACCAUGCUUGGAAGAACAACUGGCCUGGUACUAGUUGACUGUUCUGCAACCUAUGACACUGUUAGUCUGCUGAAGGAUGCCGUGGACCAUGGAUGCUGCAUUGUAUUGGCAAACAAGAAACCUCUUACCGGUGCUUAUGAGGAUUUUCAAAAGUUGGUCUCCAACUUCCGUCGGAUAAGAUUUGAAUCUACUGUUGGAGCAGGUUUGCCUGUGAUAGCUUCCGCAACCCGUAUUAUUGCAUCUGGAGAUCCAGUUUCUUGUAUAGUUGGCAGUCUAAGCGGUACACUUGGGUAUGUGAUGAGUGAGCUGGAGGAUGGAAAGAAAUUUAGUGAAGUUGUGAAAAAAGCCAAGUCUCUUGGCUAUACAGAACCAGAUCCACGUGAUGAUCUUGGUGGAAUGGAUGUGGCUAGAAAGGCGUUGAUCCUUGCUAGGCUUCUGGGGCAACAAAUCAGCAUGGACAAUAUCAAUGUCGAGAGUUUAUAUCCUAGCGAAUUAGGACCUGAUGCAGUAUCCACAGAGGACUUCCUUGAAAGUGGUUUAGUACAACUUGACAAGAGCAUGGAAGAAAGAGUGAAAGCAGCAUCUUCAAGAGGAAAUGUUCUUCGCUAUGUCUGUGAGAUUGGAAGCACAGGGUGCCAGGUAGGCCUUAAAGAGGUCCCAAAAGAUUCAGCGCUCGGUAGAUUGAGGGGAAGUGACAAUGUGGUGGAGAUAUACAGCCGAUGCUACGAGAGCUCCCCUCUGGUGAUCCAAGGGGCGGGGGCUGGCAACGACACCACAGCUGCAGGCGUUCUUGCUGAUAUAAUCGACCUCCAAGACCUGUUCAGGAAGACGGCAUGAUUAGUGUCCACCCCCAUCCUGUUAGUACCAGAGCGUUUGAUAGCUGUACGUAAUAGCCAUCCUUGAGUAAUGAGUGGUGGUGUCCUCUGUGGGAUGAGAGGGUUGGUCGAGGAGUUGAGGUCGUAUGGACACUUUUGUUCAUCCAGCUGCUGCAUACUGUUGCGAGCAAAUUGGCAAACUGGGACAUGCGAUGCCGAGUUUUUUUUUUUCCGAGAAACAAAUAUUUGUUUGACUGAAACAAGAUCCCGUUCUGUAGAAGCAACCAGGCAUGGUGGUGCUGGUGAUACCUGGAA